Spizellomyces punctatus DAOM BR117 is the source of this 1236-nucleotide messenger RNA. RefSeq lists its product as uncharacterized. The coding region runs from base 1 to 1236 and encodes 411 amino acids. The record is from RefSeq and is a predicted model, not a curated record. The transcript is spliced from 13 exons. NCBI's taxonomy places the organism in Eukaryota, Fungi, Chytridiomycota, Chytridiomycetes, Spizellomycetales, Spizellomycetaceae.
AUGGCGCAGCAAGUGUGCGGCACAGUCAUGAAUCGGACUUGGACGUCCUUCCGUCGCCUGUCCCAGAUCUCGCUUUCCAUCUGCAAGAUGUUGCAAGUCUCACAAAUAUCGUCACCACCACCAACACGCAUACCCUACCCAAACCCGCGCGUACCACCGCCCCCGGUCCCGACCCCUCUAAUAUUAGAUGCGUACAUUACCGAUAAAAGAGUAGAUGACGAAGGGUUAUUGGACCGGUAUUUGGAGUUGGCUGAUCCGAUCGUUGAUGAGCGUGUUGUCGGGUGGCUAAAUACAAAAGGUACGCUAGAGCGUCUUGUGCGGAGGAGCAUGACGGAUAAACGGGCUGUGGAUGUGCUUUGUAAGGUUGAUGUAAAUGUUUUGAGUGGGUGGUUGGUGGUGCGAAUAUUACGAGUCAUGUGGGCUGAAUUUGAAGGGGAUGAGGAAUUCAUGUAUUUCAGGAAGCUCUUUUUGUACCUUUUGCGGCACGAUCGGACUGUUGGGGAUUGGACUUUGCAUGGUACGCCCAGCCCAAUGUCCAUCCUGGUCCGCCAUGCACACGAUGCAAACAUUGCAGACUGCUUUCUCUCUAUUGUAUUUGAAACGGAUGCAAACCGACUACAAGCGUGCCGGACCUAUAUAACUCAAUUGAGUGAAAUGUUUGACACCGAUGACCAGACAUUGGAUGGAAUUGCGGAUCUACUGCUGAGAGUCGUUGAUGAGGCUGCUGGAAAUCCAUUUGGCUAUAUGCUUUUCACGGGGUUUAACGCCCGGUUUUUGUUGGAACGGGUGAUGGAACGGCGGCCAGAGUGUGUGAGGGUUUUGUGUGGAUUGGUCAUGAAUAGUGUGAAGAGGGAAGGGUGUCCACCACUGUGUCCCGAUAUCUUGCCAAUAGUUUUGCAACAUGUCGGGGAAUUGGGUCGUGUUGUGGAUGAGAUUAUCCGUUCAGGCCGAAAGGAAACGACCACCGUAUUAUAUAUUCUGGAUAUCCUCGGGACUCUCGUCCGCUGGGCGGCUGUAGAUGAUUUGCAGGAACUACAAAGCGUUCCGUGGUGUUUGCUCGUGGAGGCAGUGUUUGGGCGGUACAGGGAAUGUGAUUUGUACUUUGGACGGGUUGUACGUUUGUUGGAGGGGAUUGUUGCGCGGGAGUGUGAAGAAUGGGUUGAGGAUGUGAUAAGGAUGUUGGACAAAGGAAACGAUGGACAACGGAAGAUUCUGCAACAAAUUCUUAAAGUCUAA